UGAUAUCAGACCGGUUUAUGAGAUAAUUCAUGAACGAGACACCAGAAACCUCGCUAUCAAUUUUCGACUUCCAGACAGAAAACUUGAAUUUCCGAGCUUCGUAGCCUUACAUCAAGCCCACGGCUUCGCCACUCCUAGAUACCGGUCACAAUGGUUGUUGAUACAAUCAACACGUUGUCAGCAAACGAUGCCCGCAUCUUGAACGCACUUUUCGAUCCAGAAACACUCCCAUCAUCUGUUGCGAAGUCAAAAGACGCAUCUGCCAUAAACACUACAUUACCGCCACACCCUACCAUCUCCUCAUCACAACUAUCCAUUCUCGAAACACAACAAAACGACAUCGUCCGACACACAUCGAGCGACUCCAGUCUUGAGACAAUCGAUUCAGAGAUAGGGAACCUCAACAACAUCAUUGCAUCACAUCCGAUAUACCCAAGCGCCUUCGUCAACCGCGCAAUGUUACGGAGGAUAAGAGUCGAAGCAUCACUACCAAGCGAAGGCAACAUCUUCUCUGCACCGGAAUCAGAUAUCGAAGCACUGUUCACAGACCUAGCACGUGCCAUCCACCUCUCGCUACCCACAUCUUCGCCAACAGCCCCUGUAUCCGCAUACCAGGCGCGCAUGUUACGGACAGCGUACUCGCAUCGCGCCUUCUUGUACUUGAAAGCAAGCGAGACGGGAACAGAACUAAAAGGACUAGGAAAAAGCGAAUUGGAAGAGUUGGCGUCGAAGGACUUUGCGGCUGCUGCACGGUACGGCGACGAGGCUGCGAGGGAGAUGAGUGUGAGGACGAAUCCAUAUGCGAAGAUGUGUGGAGCGAUUGUGAAGAACGCGUUGAGAGAAGAGAGGAAGGGUGAGAUGACGUAGCUUGAAAACUCGCAGCUUAUUGCUGGAUUAGGAAGGCCUAAUUCUUAUCCACACCAGUGAUACGCAUACACAUAAUGACAAAACCAUGUCCUGUCAUUUUCUGUUCACUGUGCGGUCGCGAGCAUCGUGCUCCGCCCGAAAACCUAAAUUACGGGACGGUCAGUGACGCUCUACAAGUCCUGGAUUCAAAAAGGUCAAGACAAGAGUGCCAUGCGCAAGCAGCUGAUUUGAAACAGAAAGAUCAUCCCAGAUCAUGGUGUCCACUGCCAGAGCACCUUUCAAAGUCGACAGCACUAAUCGUUGAUCAUAACGCCAUCAACCGAAAAGUGAUAUAUUUCCUUUCGUCCUGACAUGUUGGAGACUGACUUUCAUUUGGCAGAUAUUUUCGAGAUGGCUCGAGAAGUUCGACAUACCUAGUG
Molecule: messenger RNA, 1286 nt
Organism: Macroventuria anomochaeta
Lineage: Eukaryota; Fungi; Ascomycota; Dothideomycetes; Pleosporales; Didymellaceae
Exons: 2
Coding region: 151-867 (238 amino acids)
Biological process (GO): cilium assembly
Source: RefSeq, a predicted model, not a curated record